CGAUAGUAGUCGGUGAGCGUACAACAACCUGAGAAUCUCUGAUAAAACGUUGAAGAUGUCCUGGCGUCGGGAUUUUAGAAAGCUGAUUCAAGAGGAGGGUUCUGUUAAAAAAACCAUCAUCACUGGAUUAGCCGAGAUGAUGGGUACAUCAAUAUUGUUGUUCCUUGGAUGCAUGGGAUGUGUUAGCGGUCUUGGUGUCAUCCCACCUCAUUUACAGAUCACAUUAAAUUUUGGCCUAAGCGUUAUGAUCGUUAUACAGUGCUUUGGACACAUUAGUGAAGCUCACGUUAAUCCCGCCAUCACAGUCGGUUCAGUGGUACUCGGCAAGAAAACCAUCCCAGAGGCCUUGGUUUAUUUGUUGGCUCAAACGUUAGGCGCCGUCUCGGGUUAUGGCAUGUUAAGGGUGGUUACACCUAAGGAGAACUUAACAUUGGGAGGAUUAGAUGAUGCCGACAAAUUAUGCGUCACCGAUUUACACCCAAAUGUAUCAGCGAUUCAAGGACUUUUAAUCGAAAGUUUAUCUACUUCGGUUUUGAUGUUGGUCACCUGUGCACUUUGGGAUUCGAGAAACGCAAAAAAUACGGAUUCUGUGCCGUUAAAGUUUGGUUUUACGGUUGCAACCUUAGCCACAGCAUUUGGCCCUUAUACUGGUUGCAGUAUGAAUCCAGUUAGAUCGUUGGGACCAGCUAUUUGGAACAAUCAAUGGAAUCAUCAUUGGAUAUAUUGGUUUGGUCCAAUCGGAGGUGCUUUAUUAACUUCGAUAUCUUAUCGCAUGAUUUUUGGUGUUCGUCAUUCAAUGGAAGAGGAAAAUAUACCUGAAAGAGUAGCUCUUAAUAGCAUCGACAUUUCUCAAAAAACAGAAAUUAAGGAGCAACCUUGAUUUUAUUCCCUGGAAUAAACUCUCAUGGAAAUUGGCCAAACUACUAUCGUCCGCCAUUUUGAACAACGUCCUUUUCGAGAUUCUCGAAUGUGUAAUGUUCAAAAGACAACAGAGAAAUGCCAGGAAAGUUAGCAACGAGAUGGGACGAGAUGUCUGUUCAAUAGUCACUGGCCUACUAACAAAGUAGCAACGUUAAAGAAGGAAUGAUAAAACUUAGAAGUCUCAAUAAUUGUUGGAAAUAAGUUAUUCCAUUAUAAUAAUCAUACGAUAUCUAAUACUCGUAAGUCGUUUUGACUUGCGUGGACUGACGAAAAAUCAUUUUUCAUAACGAGUUUAUGGAAUCUUUUUUUUUUUUUUUUUUUUCAAUUCAUCUCAAUCUCCUUCUCAUCGUUUAGAUUUUUAAAAAUCAUUAAUCUUUCUUGCCUUUUUUUUUCUUUCUUUUUUUUUUUUUUUUUUUUAAUAAUGAACAAAUUCAUUCGCACGAAACAGGAUUCACUAAUAAUAAGAUAUUAUUAGAAAUACAUAGAAAAUGUUAUAUCUAAUUUAAUCGUAAAUUGUACGUAAUUUUGUUAUUACUGAUCAUAAUUCGAUGUUUCGACGAUCGAUUCAUUCGAAUGAUAGCAGGAAUACGUAUUAAAUAUGUAAGCGCACGAUAUUUCGGUCAAUAUUUCUUUUUUUAUUUGAUUCGUAAUUUUUUUUUCUUUUUUUUCAAAGUAGAUUCCAAUAUAAAAUAGUGCUCGCUAAAUAAUUAAAAUAUCGCUACGCUAAACAAUGAGAUACGUUCGUACGAUACUUUUAUUUUCUGUGUUUCUCGUUAGUAUUAUUUGUAUACUAUCUGCUUAAAUUAUCACCUGAUAAACUCAUAUAAUCGUCCAACUGCAUUUUUAUUUUUUUUUUGUUCUUUUCUAUAUUUUUUCCUUGGCCAUUUUUUUUUACAAAAGAAAUUUUUAACCGACGAUGAAAUAUUGUAUUUAAGAAGCAUUUGUUGUAUUUCUUUCUCUUUUUUCUUUUUUUUUUCUGUUAGUCCUGACGAAUAAAGAACGUUAUUUUUAAUUAAUGUUUAAGCCUAAUUAAGUUAUACGUCUUGUACAAAUUUUCUUAAUGCAUUGAAAUUCAGGAAAACGCAACAAUUUUUUACUUAUUACGAGAUUAUCCAAUUUUUGAUUUGCCCUUGUAACAAUGUGAAUAUUCAACGAUCAUGUAAUCAUGGUUGCAUUGGUCGAAGGCGCAAUUGUUUUAUUUAAGCUUCUCAAUUUGUUUCAAGGCAUUAAAAAAAAAAAAAAAAAUCGAUAAUUUGGUGACGAGAAAUGAAAAAAUAUAAAAUACAUAUAUACAUAUGUACAAUAUUUACAAGUGAAAAAUUAUUUGCAAUUAAAUUAUUACGCUUUACUUAGAAUUCGAAUUUUGUAACAUUUUCAGUACAAUAUUCUUUAAAAAUGUCAAAUGGAAUAUUCACGUAUAUAGUUAUUUUAAUACUUUAAAUUAUUCGUGCAAUGAAAAAAAAAAAAAAAAAAAAAAAAAAAAAAAUCAAAUUGCUUUUUGCUUGCCAAAUAAUAAAAUAUUUCACGCAAUUCGUAUCCUCGGGAAUAAGAUUAUCGUUAGAUUUUAAAAAGAUGGGAAAAUAAAAUGGUUGGAAUUCGAUUAUGAGAAGGAAAACAUUUCCUUUUUUUUUUUUUUAUCACGAAAUCUCACAUGCGAAUUUAUUUGUAUGUGUGGUGUAUUAAACGAUUUUACGAACGUUACGUAGCAACGUUCAAAUUCGAUGGUGGAUUGUUAAUUUGCUCGUUUUUGUCGCUCACCGUGUGACCAAUCCGAUCGAUAAAGAGAGAGAGAAAGAAAGAGAGAAAGCUCAGCUUUUAACCAGAAACAUAAAAUCAUGUAUUUUACGAGCUUUUCUCUUUCUCAAAUUCUCCUCUCUCUUUCUCUCUCUCUCUCUCUCUCUCUCUUUUUCUUUCUUCAUCGAAAUCACCCUCAAGCGACUACUUGUAACAAUAACUUUUAUUCGUACCAAUGCGUUAUCAUCAUCUCUGAUGUAUAUAUAUUAGAUAAUUCUAAAAAUUUGAUAAAGCAUUUGAAUUACGCGCGUCAUAAAAAGUAAAUGGCCUUGGUAACAAUUUUAUCGAUUCGAUUUUAGUUAUUGAUCGUUCCUCCUUUCUUUGAUAACUCAAAGAAUUCCUGACGUAUAUUUUAUUUCCCUUUUUUCUUUUUUCCUUUUCAUUUCUUCCUUUUCAUUUAUCGAAUCCUCAGAUUCUUAUCAUUAUCAUCACAUUUUUAAAUUAAAUAUAAUAUAAAGAUAAAUUAUAAUAAGAUUUAAAAUGAAUCGAUCUAUUUACUAAUACCGUAGAAUAAUAUAUACAAAAUUUUACAAUAAGCUAUUCGUAUAAAUUUAACCUUGAAUGUGAAGAACGAAUUGUAAGGAGGAUCUCGAAGUUAUUUUCAAGGUUACCAACGAUAGAUUGGGGUUGGAUCAGAUGAGAUUGAGCAAUAAUUAAAGCAUGGUUCGUCGAGUCUAAGGGCUUGGAGAAGAUUAGUCUAUUCGAUUAGUCACGAAGGAAGUUUCUCGUCACGACAUACUGUAAAUACAAGUAUACCGUAUUAUAUAAUCGUUUCACCGAUUCAAUGCCCUUUCGUAUUGUUGAACUUCUUUUAACGAAAUUAAAACAUAACCUACGAUUUACGUGCAUGAUAAUGCUUAAUCCUCACUUAAUCACAAAUUAUAUCCGAUAAUUACGAAUUUAUUUUUAAUUUAAGCAUACAAAAAAAUUACUUACGAAGAAGAGCAACGCAUGCGUGGUCAAAUUUUUCGAAAAAGAAAAAGAAAAA
This is a messenger RNA of Vespa mandarinia (Asian giant hornet), 3703 nucleotides long. Its product is annotated as aquaporin-like. Lineage: Eukaryota; Metazoa; Arthropoda; Insecta; Hymenoptera; Vespidae. The record is from RefSeq and is a predicted model, not a curated record. Gene Ontology annotation, biological process: transmembrane transport. Gene Ontology annotation, cellular component: plasma membrane. Gene Ontology annotation, molecular function: channel activity.